AUGUCUUCCGCGUUCAUCGUUCCAUACGACCUCAAGACACCCGCGCCCAGGGUUGACGUUGCAAAUCUCCGGAACUCCACUCUGCAGAAAAAGUUACGACCGUCUCAUCUUUGGGCAGUGGCUUUGCGGAGAAGAGUUGCUGACGCCAAGAGGGGAAUUUGGUCGGGAAGUCUAUUGGAAGUGGCGUGA
Laccaria bicolor S238N-H82 is the source of this 189-nucleotide messenger RNA. RefSeq lists its product as uncharacterized. Lineage: Eukaryota; Fungi; Basidiomycota; Agaricomycetes; Agaricales; Hydnangiaceae. The record is from RefSeq and is a predicted model, not a curated record. Bases 1 to 189 code for a protein of 62 amino acids. The transcript has a single exon.